Molecule: messenger RNA, 960 nt
Organism: Impatiens glandulifera
Lineage: Eukaryota; Viridiplantae; Streptophyta; Magnoliopsida; Ericales; Balsaminaceae
Product: TATA-box-binding protein-like
Exons: 7
Coding region: 1-543 (180 amino acids)
Biological process (GO): DNA-templated transcription initiation
Molecular function (GO): DNA binding; RNA polymerase II general transcription initiation factor activity
Source: RefSeq, a predicted model, not a curated record
AUGGCGGAUCAGGUUCUUGAUGGAACCCAACAGCCUGUGGAUCUGUCAAGGCAUCCGUCUGGCAUUGUUCCAACUCUUCAGAAUAUUGUGUCAACAGUGAAUCUUGAUUGCAAGCUUGAUCUCAAGGCAAUUGCUUUGCAUGCUAGAAAUGCAGAAUACAAUCCUAAGCGUUUUGCUGCUGUUAUAAUGAGGAUAAGGGAACCAAAAACAACUGCGUUAAUAUUCGCUUCUGGCAAGAUGGUUUGCACUGGAGCAAAAAGUGAGCAACAGUCGAAACUGGCAGCCAGAAAGUAUGCAAGGAUCAUUCAGAAACUCGGGUUUCCUGCAAGGUUCAAGGAUUUCAAGAUUCAGAAUAUUGUGGGAUCUUGUGAUGUGAAGUUCCCCAUCAGACUUGAAGGUCUUGCAUACUCUCAUGGUGCUUUCUCAAGUUAUGAGCCAGAACUAUUUCCUGGAUUGAUAUAUAGAAUGAAGCAACCGAAGAUUGUGCUUCUUAUUUUUGUAUCGGGAAAAAUUGUCCUCACUGGAGCCAAGGUGAUAAGAUAAGAUAACAUAAGAUUGUUGUCCUCACUUGUUUUUUCCUUUUUGAAUCACUAGCAUUGAUUGGGCGAGUGUUUGUGUUAUUUGAACGCAACUGAUCAGGUCAGAGAAGAAACAUAUGCAGCGUUUGAGAACAUAUACCCUGUUCUUACUGAGUACAGAAAGACCCAACAAUAAUACACAAUACAAUAUUGGAGCAAUAUGCAGAAACUUCAUGGAAUGGACAGAUGCAGUUGGUAGUAUACGAAAUGGAGUGUUUUUCUUAGAGGAAAACAUCCUUCAUUGAUCAAUCUUUCCAAAACUUGAGUUUUGAGGAAUUUUUAGGAUUUGAUAGAUAUAAUGAUUCUGCAUUUGAUAUUCUCAAAACUCGGGGUGUUUCAUUGAGUUAACUUCCAUUCUUUUUAGGAACGAUUUGUGGGUUAG